AUUCAGACACUCAAAGAAACCCACCAGCUCUGAGAGCAGGAUGGGCCCUGCAAGCUUGACACAGAGUGCAGCAAGGCCCUCCUGCCCUGAUGCUGUUGGAAGCUUGCGGUGGCAGUCUGUCCAGUCCCUACAGAACAGUUCUGUCUGUACUUUCUCGUUGGCCCUCACAGCCUCCCCCACUGUGGACCCCAGCCAGAGCAGUGGGUGCUGUGCUUGCUGCUGCAGGGAGGCAACUGUCCCCAGGACUGGAGCCAGCCAUGCCUAAGUACUCAAGGCUUGGCAUGCCUUUCCUGCUGUAGUGGUGAAUCAUGGGGUGCCACCCCAUGGCUCAUACUGUAUGUGUUGGUUGUGACAUGCCAGCAGUACCAGGGUUACUGAUUGCUGAAUACGGCAGCUCCAUGAGAGUAAUAAGGAACUGGUAGCCUGUUGUCUGUUUAUUCAAUGGAAAUGGGAGGAGAUGAUAAUGCCCAUUGCAACACAUAUUCUGGUGAGAUGCUCAGGAGCCAUUUCUGAAACUGUCAGAAAGGCAAUUUGUGGAGUGCCUCACGUUGCCCCCUUCAGCUCUGUUCACCUGUCCUCCCACAGAGUUCAGAUCCACAGGUCAACCCUACUUCUCCAAUGACAGGAAAAAUGAGCUAGCUCUAGGCUACACACUGCCAGUCCUGCCAGAUUCUAUAACUGUCUUAUUGUCUCACCUUGCCCAGUACAAAAUCUGGGUACCAUCAGAAGAGAGGGCUAAAUGAGAAAGAUAGCAGUGUAUUAAAAGGUCUUUGACACAUUAGCUAAGUGUCCAUGCUACAUCUUUUCCUUUCAAAGAAAGCAAUCCUGGAACAAAAAGAGAGGGAAGCUGGAGCUGUGGGUGAAUGGUACACAGCUUCAGAGAUUUCAUGCCAUUAGACCUUCAAAUAGAGCCAAAUAACCAGAGCUGCUUAAGAAAAAACAUUGACAACUAACAAACAGGGUGGUGUGUGAAGGGUCUGUUGGACCGGGAGACCUUUACAGCAUGAUGUUGCUGUGUUGUUAUGCCAUCUUGAACCUACUACAGCUUUCAAGUACCAGUUGCUUGCUUCAACUCUUCUCCAUGUACCUUAGGUUCUGUGGCUUUAAUCCCCUUUACUAAUAAACAGGUCCUGUUUUUAGAGAAAGAUGAUCCUUUGAGAGCGCUCUUCCAUCAGGAACCCCUUUUCUUUCAGAGUCCCCUCAGAGAUGUCAAGUAACAUGCAAAUAUUCUGCAAUAAUUAACACAAUUCUGUUUCUUUUUGACCCAGCAGCAUUUGACUGGGAAGGCUGAGAGAGCCAGAGACAUAGGCAUAUAUAUAGCUCAUAAAUCUCAGGAUAUUUGGAUUUCUCAAGGCCACAUCCUCCAUUGUCGUCUUUUGUAAACAUAUCACUGCCUUUCGACCACACCUAGGUUUUCCCUGAUGCAAUAGCAAACUAGCAUUAAACCACAAAUGUGCUGGUAUCAUUUUUCAGGUAUUAUACUCACAGAUGCUUUGCGUCAUGAUGUGGGUGUAGGUUAGAGGACCCUGCCAGCCAUACAAACUAGCCUAAGUUGGAGUUUGGAGGUACUCUGGGCCAAAGAAAAUCCCUUCAGCAUUGAGACCAAGGAAGAAGUCAAGACACGGGUCUGAAGGUGCUCUUCAGGGAUGCUCAGACAAGAUCUGCAGAGCUUUAGCAGAGCUGCUGCCCCAGUGCCCUUAUAACUGAUCCUGGGAAAAUAAGGGAAGAUUGGCAAGGAGGAUUGUAAAUAUACUCAAGUAUCUUGCAGGUGAAGUGUAGAAAAACACAUACAUUAUACUAAUAGUCUUUAGUCUUGUGUGUCUGGUAAGUGUUACAUCUGUCUUUAUAUAACAUAGGCCUGGGCUAGACUUAGAACCACCCCACUGCGCAUGCCUGACAUUUCUGCUUUGCUGCGGUAAAGAUCAAACCUCAGUGGUAAACUAUGCCUGUAAUAAUCCCUGAUAUACAUGUGAAAACAGCAGGUUUGGUGAUCCUUGAGCAUGCACCAGACUCCACAGUGCUGGCAUCCCUGUUUGUGUGCCUCUACCUGGGUCCUGCUUUGAGAAUACCUUGGUUGGUGAGGUAAUGGAAAUAAAUUUACUUUGCAUUUCAUCUGUGUUUUUGUGGUUGGUCCUGCACCCUGCUUGUGCCAGCUCACACACAUUGAUCCACAGCCAUCUUCCCUGUGUUAGCUGGGGAGCAACAGUGGUGUACCCUGGCAUAGGCUCACAUUGUGCAUCUGCUCUUCUCUGUGCUGUCUGGGGUGGCCAUGUUUAGGAUUAGGGUGAUUUCCCUCAGAUAUGGGGACCUAGGCAAGGAGGCAACCUCAUGCCUAGUGCUCUCUUUGGGAAAGGAACUUCUCAGCUUGAAGUGUAUUAGUCCUCAGCUUCCAAAGGGGCUGGUAGUAAGUUCAACCCCGACAGGGAAACUGGCACUACAGGCAAGCUGGGACAAGUUGCACCUGUCAGCAGUGAGACCAUCUGUUCCCCCAGGUGCUUUAGGAACCUCAGUGUAGCCCAGCUCUGGGCUCUGGCCUCACCCACUCCCAGCAGCCCUGUCUGCCUUCAACAGGUCUCAAGACCAGAGGAGUCCCUGAGGGUCUUCCUACCUUGAGGCCAUGGACUUUGGCUGCAAGAGCCUGUCUACAUGAGCCUGCUCUCUACCAUCACGUAGCCAUGCAGUGGGAAGAUGUGGUUUUCACUGAUUUGGACCCAGGAUGGUUACAAGGAAGCAGUCUGAGGGAUGAUGGUGGAGGCCCUGGUGAACCAGAACCCAGCCUUUCCAGGAGCUCAGGUCCCUUGCAAUCAUGGUGAAGUCUAGAAGAGUGCAGGUGCUCCUGAUUCUGGUAGUUCUGUCCUUCCUUCUGAUCCACUUCCUACCCUGCAGCAACAAUGCCCACAUGGAAAAAAAACCCUCUCCUGUCCACAUCCUCAUUCUUUCCUCCUGGCGAUCAGGAUCCUCCUUCACUGGACAAAUCUUCAGCCAGCACCCCAGUGUCUUCUACCUGAUGGAACCUGCAUGGCACGUUUGGGUUAAGAUGUACCAGAACACUGCCAAAGUCUUACACAUGGCAGUGCGGGACUUAGUCAGGUCGGUCUUUCUGUGUGACAUGUCUGUGUUUGAUGCUUACAUGUCUAGCCAGAAGAAAAAGUCUGAUUUAUUUCAAUGGGAGACAAGCCGAGCCUUGUGCUCCCCGCCUGCCUGUGACUCAUUCAGUCGCAGUGACAUAAUCACUGCAGGCAAUUGCAAAACAAUCUGUGGCAAGUACCCAUUCAGCAAGGUGGAGGAAGCUUGUAAAACCUAUAGCCACGUUGCCAUCAAGGAAGUUCGGUUCUUUGACCUGAAAGUUCUCUAUCCCCUUCUCACUGAUCCAUCCCUGAACCUCAAAAUCAUUCACUUGGUACGUGAUCCUCGGGCUGUGUUCAGGUCCCGAGAGAAUACAAUGGCAGACCUGAAACGUGACAGUAACAUUGUUGUGGGGUCUCAGAAGACAAAGGGAGAAAUGGGGCCCUACAACACAAUGCAAGUAAUCUGCAAAAGCCAUGUUGAGAUAUACAAGGCAGGAAGUCAGGCCGCUCCAAGCUUCCUGAAAGACCGGUACCUGUUAGUUCGCUAUGAAGACAUUGUCAGAGACCCGCUAGCAAGGGCUGCUCAGAUGUACAGGUUUGCAGAACUCCAUUUCACACCAGAACUUCAGAAGUGGGUCCACAACAUCACGCAUGGGAAGGGUCAUGGAGCACAGGCCUUUGAUAUUGGGUCGAGAGAUGCAGUGAGAGUAUCCCAGGCCUGGAGAAAGACACUUCCCUUCCAGAAAAUAGAAAAAGUGCAAAAUGUGUGCAAAGAUGCAAUGGAUUUGCUGGGCUACCGGCUUGUCCAGUCUGAAGAAGAGCAGAAAAAUAUGUCUUUGGAUCUUUUGUUUGCCCAGAAUUCCUCUGAAUAUCAAAUUCUGAAGGCAGAAAAGCUGAUCUCUACACCUACUCUCUGAAGGCUGCAGAGUGCUGAACUACAACAAGAGUGUUCACUAGAACAACAGAGGACAGAGGUGCAGGCAUAGAAGCAUAGGAGUGUGUGCAUGGAUGCAAGGACAAAUGGUACAAGAACCCUGACUCCAUUCAGGAGAGCUCUCAGCAGCACAGGAUCAUUCUCCAAGACCCCUGGAGACUCAGCCACAAUGGAGGCUAAAGUAAUGCAAGUUUGUUUUCCAAAUUAAUUAUGGUUAGGUUGGAGCAUAUAGAAUGCUAAAGGAGUAGGACCGGAUAGUAGAAGCUCAAACCCUCCACAGACCACAGCUGAAGACUAGGGAAACCACAUGAAGCAAUUGCACAGCAAAGGAAGAGGAAAUACAAAAGGAAAAUGAAUAAAGGUAACAUUACUUGACAUGCUGCCACACAGGAUAUGUAGGGCCAGAAAAGAUGCAAGGAUGACCAGACAGUUGGUUUCUGGAAAGAUGUUGGGGUUUGGGGUUGUUUGUUUUGUUUGUUUGUUUUUGAAUGGUUGAGUUUCCAAGUCCAGUUUUCCUUUUGCUCCAUUCACAUGCCUGAGUAUCCAGCCUUGGUGGCAAAGUGGGGAAAUGCUUGUGUUCACUUACUGUAUAAUGGGAAAAUGGAAUAAACCAGCUAUUGCUGAAAAUAAAAGCUCCUGGGUUUUCAUGUGGGAAACUA
Messenger RNA from Prinia subflava (tawny-flanked prinia), 4661 nucleotides. It is a transcript of the gene CHST4, whose product is annotated as carbohydrate sulfotransferase 4. Gene Ontology annotation, cellular component: Golgi membrane; trans-Golgi network. The transcript is spliced from 2 exons. Gene Ontology annotation, molecular function: N-acetylglucosamine 6-O-sulfotransferase activity. The record is from RefSeq and is a predicted model, not a curated record. Bases 2807 to 3985 code for a protein of 392 amino acids. Gene Ontology annotation, biological process: carbohydrate metabolic process; keratan sulfate proteoglycan biosynthetic process; N-acetylglucosamine metabolic process. NCBI's taxonomy places the organism in Eukaryota, Metazoa, Chordata, Aves, Passeriformes, Cisticolidae.